Messenger RNA from Dracunculus medinensis (Guinea worm), 564 nucleotides. NCBI's taxonomy places the organism in Eukaryota, Metazoa, Nematoda, Chromadorea, Rhabditida, Dracunculidae. The record is from the annotation of a GenBank genome assembly.
AUGGAAGAACAGCUCAACGGCGGUGAGGAACUAUUUUUUGAAAUAUAUAUUAAAGAGAAAUUGAAUGCUUUCAUGGAAGAAAGAAAAGCACUUCGUGAAUUUCGUCAUCCAAAAUAUUUAGCAGAAAUUUCGAGGUUAGAAGCGGAAUAUAAAGAAAAACUUGAAUAUGAGGAAACUGUUGAAAGGUUUCAGCUUGAAAAAGAACGUAUUGAGCGUGAUUUUGAACGUGAAAUGGCAUUAGCAGAAAAAGAAUAUCAGGAUCGUUUAGCUGAAUUGAUGGACUCAAUGUUGCAAGAAUGUGAAGAGCAAAAAAAGCAAAUUGAACAUGAAUAUCAUAAUACGGAUAUAAAUAGUACUGCAAGUAGUUCAUAUCCUGUUAAUAAAAAAUCUCUUCGAAGAAGGCCAAAUGAACCGACGCCAUUCAAUGAAAAACGUAUGCGGGCGAAAAAUCCACAGCAAGUCGUGCAUUUAUUAAAUGAGCUCGAUAUACUGGAAGAUAUUCAAUUUGUAGAUUCCAUUAUAGAAGAAGAUAUUAAUCAAGAGAAAUCGCAAGAAUCACAAUAA